Molecule: messenger RNA, 1915 nt
Organism: Perognathus longimembris pacificus (Pacific pocket mouse)
Lineage: Eukaryota; Metazoa; Chordata; Mammalia; Rodentia; Heteromyidae
Gene: Dusp1
Product: dual specificity phosphatase 1
Exons: 4
Coding region: 132-1235 (367 amino acids)
Biological process (GO): endoderm formation; protein dephosphorylation; negative regulation of p38MAPK cascade
Cellular component (GO): nucleus; cytoplasm
Molecular function (GO): MAP kinase tyrosine/serine/threonine phosphatase activity; protein tyrosine/threonine phosphatase activity
Source: RefSeq, a predicted model, not a curated record
GGUCCCAGCGAUCGGCCUCGAGCUCGGCCCUGGAGGGUCGCGUCUGGUGGUCGGCGCAGCCGCAAGGCCGGCUUUUCCCGGAGGAGCGUCAGUCCGCGGACGGGCGGAGCGCGGCGGGCGCGAGGCCGGCCAUGGUCAUGGAGGUGGGCGUCCUGGACGCCGCGGCGCUGCGGGCGCUGCUGCGGGAGCGCGCGGCGCAGUGCCUGCUGCUCGACUGCCGCUCCUUCUUCGCCUUCAACGCCGGCCACAUCGCGGGCUCGGUGAACGUGCGCUUCAGCACCAUCGUGCGGCGCCGCGCCAAGGGCGCCCUGGGCCUGGAGCACAUCGUGCCCAACGCCGAGCUCCGCGGCCGCCUCCUGGCCGGCGCCUUCCGCGCCGUGGUGCUUCUGGACGAGCGCAGCGCCGCCCCGGACGCCGCCAAGCGCGACGGCACCCUGGCCCUGGCGGCGGGCGCGCUGUGCCGCGAGGCGCGCGGGACCCAGGUGCUCUUUCUCCAAGGAGGCUACGAGGCCUUUUCGGCUUCCUGUCCCGAGCUGUGCAGCAAGCAGACGACCCCCACGGGGCUCAGCCUCCCCCUGAGCUCCAGCGUCCCCGGCAGCGCCGAAUCGGGGUGCAGCUCCUGCAGCACCCCGCUUUACGAUCAGGGUGGCCCUGUGGAGAUCCUGCCCUUCCUGUACUUGGGAAGUGCCUUCCACGCUUCCCGGAAGGACAUGCUAGAUGCCCUGGGCAUCACUGCCUUGAUCAACGUCUCAGCCAACUGUCCUAACCAUUUUGAGGGUCACUACCAGUACAAGAGCAUUCCUGUGGAAGACAGCCACAAGGCCGAUAUCAGCAUCUGGUUCAACGAGGCCAUCGACUUCAUUGACUCCAUCAAGAACGCUGGAGGGAGGGUCUUUGUGCACUGCCAGGCGGGCAUUUCCCGCUCAGCCACCAUCUGCCUUGCUUACCUCAUGAGGACUAACCGCGUGAAGCUGGACGAGGCCUUUGAGUUUGUGAAGCAGAGACGCAGUGUCAUCUCUCCCAACUUCAGCUUCAUGGGGCAGCUGCUGCAGUUCGAGUCCCAGGUGCUGGCUCCCCACUGCUCGGCCGAGGCCGGAAGCCCUGCCAUGGCCGUACUGGACCGCAGCACAUCCACUACCACCGUGUUCAAUUUCCCUGUCUCCAUCCCUGUGCACCCCACGAACAGUGCUCUGAGCUACCUUCAGAGCCCCAUCACCACCUCUCCCAGCUGCUGAAGAGCCAUGAGGGGUGACCUAUAGCACCGGAACUCACUCCAGGCUCCGUGGGAGGAAGGAGGCAAUAAGCCCCGAGGGGGCGGCCUGCUGGUCUUUCAUUUCACUUGGUUCCUAUUAAGCAGUCAUUCAUGAUGCUUUGCAACAAGAGGUUGGUUAAACUCAGCACACUGGGGACCAGUCUGUCACUUGGGGGCUCCUUAGGCCCCUGGGACAGAAUGGGGCACAAAAGGAAGGAUUGUAUGAGCUCGUUUCUUUUUUUGGUUUGGCCCUGUUGUUUUUUUUUUUUCUUCAUGCUUGACAUAACUCCCAGUAUUACCAUUCCUGACUAUGUACAUGUAUGAGAAUAUAUCUUAUUUAUUUUUGUGGAGGUGACCUACUUUCACACGUCCGUGUCUACUCCUAGCAGAAACAAAUACCUCAAUUUUUUGUUCUGUUUUCUGUGUGUCUAGUGGAUUGUCGUGUACAUAGAUCUGAAGCAGGUUGGUUUGCAGCACUGAUGGCAAACACCAGUGUGGUUGUUUGUUUGUUUGUUUGUUUUUAAGUUGCCAACAGUUGUAUGUUUGCUGAUUAUUUAUGACCGGAAAUAAUAUAUUUCUUCUUCUGAGAAGACAUUUUUUGGUAUAUAAUAAGGAUGACCUUUUUUUUAUACAACAGAAUAAAUUAUGGCAUUUCUAUUGAAA